CGGGGAAAUGAAAGCGAAAGCGGCGGGGCUGAGGGACGGGACGGGGCUGCGGGGCGGCCAUGGCGGGGCCGCGGGCGGCCGCCUUCCCGCUGCUGGUGCGCGGCGACUGGGGAGAGGGCGAGCCGCCGGCCGCCCUGCGCAAGAAGCUGCUCCUCUAUUUCCAGAGCCACAAACGCUCGGGAGGCGGCGAGUGCGAGCUGCAGGGAGGCCCUGGCCACCUCCUGGUCUGCUUCGCCCACCCCGACGUGAGGCAGCGGGUGCUCGACCGGCCGGGCCAUGAGCUGGACCUCGGGGCUCGGGGGAGGCUGUCGCUGCUCGUCACCGAGCCCCCGGUGGACGGGGACCUGCUGCAGGAGCCCGGCCCGGCUGAGGAGCCAGCGAGGAGGGCUGCGGGAGGAGUUAAUGAGCCCUGCGCAUCUCUUCCCACUGGCAAGAAUGAAGAUGCUUCUGUGUGCCUUCAGCAGGAGAAAACAGAAACACGUGAGAAUCUGGAAGCAGAAACAGACUCCAGGAAUUCUGUCAUAGUAGUAACCACUGCCCCUGGGGAAGAAAUAGAAGAUGAAGUUGUGGAAAUGUACUUUGAAAAUAAAAAGAAGUCUGGUGGGGGGGCCAUCAAGUCCUUGGUCAGAAAGGAUCGGCUAAUUUUCAUCACUUUUCAUGAUAAAGAAGAUGCCCAAGAAGUCUUGCAAAGGGAACAUCACUCAGUGAAGAAGAUCAAUCUGUCCGUGAAGCCUUGGCAAGUGGAGACUACCCAGGAGCCGUUCCAAGUGGGAAACUCUGAAGCACCCCUGCAUUCCCCCUUAGUUGUGCUUGAAAAUGUGCAGGAGACAACAAAAGAUUAUAUGUUAAUUAUGCUGGUAGAGAACAUCAGUGGCUUGUCAGAGGAAGAUGGGCACUUCAGUGUGGAAAUGAUACCUGAAAUAAAGGCUGCUGUAGUUGCUUUUACUGGAAGUACAGAUACAGAGGAAAUUGUUAAGAAGCUAAACCAAAACCAAAGAGUAAAGAAACAAAAUAUUACUGCACGUUGCCUUGAGUUAACAAAAAGUGUUAGGGCUGAAAAUAUACCCCCUAACACACCCAGUGACUACAUAACUAUCUACUUUGAAAGCAAAAAGAAUGGAGGUGCACAAGUGGUGGAUGUUCAGCAACUGCACGACGAAGGAGCAGCUGUCAUUACGUUCAGCGAUCAUAAAGAUGUAAACAAUGUCUUGGAAAAGCAGCAUUUACUCAACAAAACACCCAUCUCUGUCUAUCCUUACUACGUGUCACUGGGAACAGCUCUAUAUGGAAAGGAAGGGCCACCAAUAAAGAUGCCAGAUCCAAUUUCAGUGCCACUGGAUCCCUACAUCUGUCAGUUCUUAUGGAGAAAAAAUGGCCUAACUGAGGCGAUAAGUUCCAAACUGGCAAAUUAUAACUGUGAGAUAACAUGGCCUAAACCCAGUUGUGCAGAACCAGAAGUUAUCUUGAAGUUGUCUUCAGCUGCUUUGUCUGAACCAAAGAGAUCAGUGGCUCGACUGAUCAGGACAUGGAAUGAAACGGUUUCCACAGCGUUUUCACAUAGCAUAUCAAAGUAUGUAGCCAUUAAAUACCAAGUAAGUGCAGAGGUGUGGGAAGCCAUUAAAAAAAGCUUUGUCCACGAUGAACUUUUGUUAAUCCCAAGUAUUUCCAAGGAUAUCCUUGUCGUAGUAGGUGACAAAGAUGUUCUAAAGGAUGUUGAACAGGAACUGAAGUUUCUCAUAGAAAAAACCACCAGAGAAAUCGAACGACAAAAGCAAAGAACUGAAGACAUAGUGGUGAUAAAUCCAGGGGAUUUUGCAGUUUUACAGAGUACUGGUCUUGAAGAAAAAAUUCACAUGGAAUUUCCAGCUCUGCAGGUAACUUAUGAUAGUACGCAGAAGAUAAUUAACCUGUGUGGAGUGCCCGAGGAAGUUUAUAAAGUCAAAGGGGAAAUACUGUUUAACAUGCACAACAUAGCAAAGAAAACCAUUAGUAUCCAUCCUUACAUUUUCCAGUUUUUACAAAGUGUUGAUAAUGAAAUCCUGUCACAGAGCCUGUUCAUGUCAAAACAAAUUAGUGCCUUUUAUGAGCUUGGCACAGAUGCUGUCAUCUUGAAAGGGAAUGGUGCUGAAACUCUCUUAAAAGCAGAGGAAGAAAUGAAAAAGGAACUGGACUAUAAAAGCAUUGCUUUGGAGGAUGAGUCAGUCCUUGAGAAGAAGGAAUGGAAAAUGCUCACCCAGCAGAACUACUCCAAUGAAGCUGUAGUGGUCACUCAGAUAGGGAGUGAGAUCAUUGUUGCUGGUUGUUCUCAAGCAGUAGGAAAAGCCUUUGAGGAACUCUUUGACUUCAUAGAUGAAAACACACAAAUAGAAAAGGUCAUCAGAGGGAAGCCCACCGUAGUCAUAAUGUACUUUGAGAAAGAGAAGACCUCUGUUCGGGAUGACUUAAAGAAUAAAGGUGUGAAAGUGGACUUUUGCACGCAGGAAAAACGCAGAGUUAUAUCCUUGAGUGGGUCAAGAAGGGAAGUGCAGAAGGGAGCCACCGUAGUUGAGCAAAUCCUGUCCAGCCUGCAUUAUAAGCGUGUGGUAAUUAACGAGCCAGGAGCCAAGUCGUAUUUCAGAGAAAGAGAACACUUCUUUGUUGCCUGUUCGAAGCAAGAUUUUAACUGUCUAAUCAAGCUGGAAGAAGAGCCAGAAGAACAGCUGGAAGAACAACAAGGACACAGUAACGUAGGCAAGGCCCUUAUGCAGGUGACCAUGCGUGGAGUUUCAAUAGGGGUUUACCAAGCUAACCUGUGCACUCAUCAUGUUGAUGUUGUGGUGAACGCAUCAAACGAGGACCUGAAACACAUCGGUGGCCUUGCUGAGGCGCUGUUACAAGCGGCUGGUCCAGAGCUGCAAAUGAGGUGUGAUGAGCUGGUGAAGAGUUACGGCCGACUGCAGCCCGGCUCUGCGGUUAUCACAGGUGCUGGGAAACUCCCCUGCAAAAGCAUCAUUCAUGCUGUUGGGCCCCGGUGGAAAGGGGAUGAAGCAGGAAAGUGUGUGUAUUUGCUGAAAGAGGCAGUUAAAAAGAGCCUACGACUAGCUGAAACGUACAACCAUCGUUCUAUAGCUUUCCCUUCUGUAAGCGGAGGGAUCUUCGGCUUCCCGCUGCAGAAGUGUGCAGAGACAAUCGUGUCAUCCAUCAAGGAAACCUUGGAAGAAUUCAGGGGGGAAAACAGCUUGAAGGAGAUUCAUCUUGUGGAUGUCACAGCGGAUAAGGUUCAGGCUUUCACCGAGGCACUGAGAAAAGCGUUUUUGUAUUCUGAACCUUCUUCCAGAUCAUUCCGUGAGACCAAGGUAGUUCGUCAGCCUACCAAAAGGAAAGCUCAGACCAGCACGAGCUUCUCAUCGGUAACAACUGAGGAGGGGCUUAACAUCAAGCUGGAAAAAGGAAGCAUUGAAGAUGCUACAACGGAUGCUGUCGUUGUCACUGUUGCCAAAGAUCUACAGCUUAAUAACGGGCCACUUGGCAAAGCUUUGCUAAGCAAGGCAGGGACAGUGCUUCAGGAGCACUUACAUGAAGAGGGCCUACAAAAAACAGCUGAUGAUGGAUCUGUGUUCACAACAAAAGGUUACAAUCUAGAUUGCAAAUUCGUAUUUCACGCUGUCGCACCUGGAUGGUCACAGAAAACUGUAUCUCCAAAGAAGGUCUUGGGCAACAUCAUCACAGAAUGCCUGCAGACUGCUGAGGAACUGUAUUUAAAGUCAAUUACUUUCCCAGCAAUUGGGACAGGGAACUUGGGAUUCCCAAGGUCUGUUGUUGCUAAAUUGCUGUUUGACAAAGUGUUUGAAUUCAGUAAUAGAAAAAAAGUAAAUUCUCUUAAGGAGGUUCACUUUCUGUUGCAUCCAAAAGACAAAGAAAAUAUUCAGGAAUUUUCAAACGAAUAUGAGAACCGAUACGGGAAUGGUGUAGACAAGACUGCUCCAGAUGAGACUAGUCAAGGCACAGCUUUCUUUGGUCCCAUUUCAACCCCAGCACAGGAUGUAUAUGAAAUGACAAUUGGCUCCAUCGUGUUCCAGGUGGCUGCUGGUGAUAUUACCAAGGAAAAGGGAGACGUCAUUGUAAACAUAACAAACCAAAGUUUCAGCCUCAAAGCAGGUGUUUCUAAAGCAAUUCUGGAAGGUGCUGGGAAAACGGUUGAAGACGAAUGUGCUCAACUAGCCUUGCAACCUAACAAUGGUUAUAUAACCACCCAAGCAGGAGGCCUGCCAUGCAAAAAAAUUAUUCAUGUUGUUAGCCAAGAUAACAUCAAGGUGUCAGUCUCCAAAGUGCUUCGGGAGUGUGAACUCCAGCAGUAUGCCUCUGUCACCUUCCCAGCGAUUGGAACAGGUCAGGCAGGCUGUCUUCCAGAUGUAGCAGCUGAUCAGAUGAUGAAUGCAAUAAUUGACUUUGCAAAGAGUAACACCACUCCAUCUGUGAAAACUAUUAAAGUUGUCAUCUUUCAGCCACAUCUGCUGAGUGUGUUCCAUACAAGCAUGAAGAAAAGAGGAAGUCCUGGUAAAACUAAAUCCAAAUCGUUCCUUUCCAGGUUAACAUCACUCCUGAGCUCUGAGAAAGAGUCCCCAAAGCGAAAUCGCAAAGCAGUUUUGGAAAAGAAAAUUGAUCAGGCUGUUGUUCAGAUUUGUGGUGAAAACAAAAAACAGGUGGAAGAAACAGAAGCCUGGUUGAAAAGUGCAAUUUUAAAGGAACAGUUUCACAGAGAAAUCAAAAAUGACUCUAUCUUGGAUUUUGGUGAAGCAGAGCAUGAGGAACUAUUUGAGCUACAGGAAAGUCUAAAUAUUGCUCUUUCAUUGACAAACAACAUCAUUAAAAUUUCAGGAGUUAGUACAGACGUCUGGUCUGCUUAUUCAAGUAUCCAAAACAUGAUCCACAGGGUAGAAGCUGCUAAAUAUGAAGAGGUCAAAGCAGAACUUUUAAAAAACUUAAUUGAGUGGAAAUACUUAGAAAAAGAUUCCUAUGUGCCAUUUGACAGGCUGACAAAUAUGCACUUGGAAAAUGCUUUGGAAGCAAAGAAGAAACAGAUUUCAGUCACGAUUCAAAACAAAAAAUACAUAGUGAACAUAGCUGAUAAAUAUGCUAUUGAUGACCAAGGACAACGUAAAUCCAUUAUACGUAUUGAUAAAUCUGAAGAUCAAGAAACCACAGUGCUCCCUGAAACGUGGGAUGAUAUGCAAAACCUGCAAGUCAGGGUAGUGGAACUAAAACCAGAAACAAAGGAAUACAAAGAGGUGGCAGAAAGGUUUAUGAAGACCAGUCAGCAUCUAAAAAUUGAAAAGAUUGAAAGGAUACAGAACCCAUGUUUGUGGAAGACCUACCAAAUAAAAAAGCAUCAAAUGGCUGUCAAAAAUACCAAUGGAGAUAAUGAGAAGCUUUUGUUUCAUGGGACAAGUAAGGAGUCGUUACCCUUAAUUAACGGAACUGGAUUUAAUCGGAGCUAUGCUGGAAUGCACGCUGCAAACUAUGGAAAUGGAACUUACUUUGCUGUUCAUGCCAGCUAUUCUGCCCACGACGCCUAUUCUAGACCAGAUGUGGAUGGAAAGAAGUACAUGUACGUGGCCCGAGUACUUGUUGGAGAAUAUUCUCAAGGGUACAAAGGAUCAGUUACUCCAGCAGCAAAAAGUGCUGGCAACACCGUGGACCUGUAUGAUAGUUCAACUGAUAACGUAAACAACCCAUCCAUGUUUAUCAUAUUUAAUGACAUUCAGGCUUACCCAGAAUACCUUAUCACUUUCACUAGAUGAGCAGUUUGAUAGCAGCAAAGUUUGUAUGUCUCUUCAUUUUAUAAAUCUGUCCUGCACAUUAAAUACAUAUAUAUAGAUCAGUGAAAACAAAUAGUUUUAUCAAACUAAUUUCUUAAAGCUUGUUUAUAUUUAAGCAACCUUUGGCAAUUUUUGAUAGCACUGCCAUAGACUACUUUUUUCCACUUGGAGCCAUUGAACCUAUCUAACAGGAGUUCAAUUUGACAUGUAACCUAACUGUAGUUCUCAGUAGAAAUCCUACACCUGUCCACCCCCUUCAUGCUAUCUUGGCCUUUCCAUGCAGCCUUCUGGCCAUCCUAGUUGCAAUAACGAGUGGGCAGUGCUGCUGGGGGAUUGAAAGAGACAUUCUCUCAACCACUGACUGCAUGGUGUUGCAUUUCUGGUAGCUUCUCAUACUCUAUCAGAAAUUAUAAUGCUGACUGUCAUUUACUGUGGAUUUCAAUAAAGGAACUAAUUGUAGUUAA
Messenger RNA from Anas platyrhynchos (mallard), 6262 nucleotides. RefSeq names its product protein mono-ADP-ribosyltransferase PARP14. Gene Ontology annotation, biological process: negative regulation of gene expression; protein poly-ADP-ribosylation. NCBI's taxonomy places the organism in Eukaryota, Metazoa, Chordata, Aves, Anseriformes, Anatidae. The record is from RefSeq and is a predicted model, not a curated record. Gene Ontology annotation, cellular component: cytoplasm; nucleus. Gene Ontology annotation, molecular function: transcription corepressor activity; NAD+ poly-ADP-ribosyltransferase activity.